Molecule: messenger RNA, 1434 nt
Organism: Thalassophryne amazonica
Lineage: Eukaryota; Metazoa; Chordata; Actinopteri; Batrachoidiformes; Batrachoididae
Gene: rbm7
Product: RNA binding motif protein 7
Biological process (GO): regulation of alternative mRNA splicing, via spliceosome
Cellular component (GO): nucleus
Molecular function (GO): single-stranded RNA binding
Source: RefSeq, a predicted model, not a curated record
UCAGCAGCGGAGCGUUUGCGGCUUUCUCGGGCCUUCUGUUUUAUCCGGCGAGCCCUUUUCAGCUUCAGAGGAUUUAACUUUAAAAUAAUGGGUAUCGAGCGUGAAGCGGAUCUGACUUUUAUUAGAAAUUUGGAUCCCAGAGUAACGGAGGAGCUUUUGUUCGAACUGUUUUUACAGGCGGGACCUGUCAUCAGAACUAAAAUCCCAAAGCAUGUGGAUGGGAAGCAGAAAACAUUUGGUUUUGUGGUGUAUAAAAAUGAAGAGUCUGUGCCGUAUGCCAAGGAGUUACUGAGUGGGACGAGGCUGUUUGGAAGAUCGAUCGAUGUGCAAUUCAGAACAGAUAGCAGAUAUUGCAGCAGUCCCAGGAAUGCGCAGAAUUCAUCUUCCAUAAACACCACUAACCCCAGUGUCCAAAGUCCACACAGGCCACCAUUGCAGUUGAACUCACCGUAUGCUGCACCAUCUGAAAGGCUGAGUACAUUUCCAUCUGCUGAUGAACUGCAGAAACAUAUCUUGAUGGACAACAUGAGGCAGAUUGCGAUGCAGCAGCUUCAGCAGAUAAACGGGGCUUUUGCCAAGCCUCCACAGAGGCACCAUGAGAACGUCGGUUUAGGUGGAACAAGGCAACACAAUAGUGGCUCUAAUCGGCAGCAUCCCUACUCGGUGAGCAACAGAGGCCAAAGAUAUGACCAGGUGGCCCCCCAUCACCACCUUCAGGGCCACAGCCAUCACCACCACAGUGACAGGAAGGACUUCCGUCACCAUAACAAAGGUGACAAUAGACAUGACAGGGGAAACAACCGUGGCUACAAUGAUGAUCGCUGGAGACAAUACUAAAAAAAAAAAUAAUCGAAAACGGAAAAACACCUUUUUUUUUAUAUAUAUAUAUAAUUUGUCUACUUCGAUUUUAAGAAAUGCAAAACAUACAUACUCAGGUUGUUUUGUAUGUGAUUCAAAGUUUGAAGAUGUUACUAGGGCCUUAAAGGCACUGUUUUUACUUUUACGGUGUUUUUAAAUUUGUAUAUUGUUGUCAUGUGACAUUUUUGUCACAGAAUGUGCAGAUCCAUUUUUUGGGGCAGACUGUAGGGUUUUGCCCAAAAGUAUCAGCAUAGUUUUUGAAAGAUGAAAAGAAAUGACAUGUAUAUAAAAAGAAACUUCAUUUGGGAUGUCAUAAACUUUUUAUGUUUAAAAAAAAAAAAUGUAAAUGGUGCUCCCAGAGCUACAGUCUUCUUGUAAUAUUGUAGGGGGAAAAACAACUAUUACUGAGGUAAAGUUUCCACCAGCAUAAUUUUUUCAGCAUUGAGCACCGUCUUAUUGUUUGUUGAUCUCAUUCUGUAUAUAAGAAAAAAAAAAUGGCCUUUUUUGUAUUCUGACUCUCUAAUACGAACGAUUUUAAAAUCAAUAUUUUGAGUCUUAUAAAACUCUUUCAUUUUA